CUGAACCUGCUUAGAUAUCAAUCGGGUGGGUCAGGAUAAUCUCUCUCACAUACGCAAACGAAAAAACGCUUGGCUAUCGCGUCGGAACCACUGACACCCAGGUCCGCCGCUUCUUCUUAUACUCUCCCUCUCAAUUCCAUUUCACCUGGAAUUGCUGUGCCGUUGUUUGCGUUCAAUCGUGAUGGCGGGAACACUUCAAACUCUAAGCCUCAAAUCGCCGGCCAUCACAUCUCCGCCUGGCCAUCGUCGGCGCGUGCAAUCCCCGAUUACUUCCUUCUCACCCUCUGGCAGCCGGAAUUUAAGUGGAGGUGGCAAUUCGUGUGAUGUUCACUUUAUCCACCUCCCCAUUUCAAGCAAAUCUAUCAGAGCAAGUAGUAGUAGUCUCUCCCAUCAGGGAGAUGGAAGUAAAGAGCAACUUCCACAAGUGAAAGCUGGCAAUUGGACAAAAUCAUUGUUGAAAUUCGCGUCCAAUAAUUUUCUUCCAUUAGCUCUUAUCGGUGGAGUAGCAUUAGGACUUGCAAAUCCUACACCUGGUUGUAUUGCUGAUAGACUAUAUCUAUCAAGGUUUAGCAGUUUUGGGAUAUUUGUAAUUUCAGGAUUGACACUGCGUUCUGAUGAAAUUGGUGCCGCUGCUGAAGCUUGGCAAGUUGGACUAUUUGGGCUUGCUUCAAUUUUGUUUUUCACUCCAUUUUUUUCAAAGGUUAUAUUACUACUUAAGCUCCAACCACAGGAAUUUGUUACAGGACUGGCCAUAUUUUGCUGUAUGCCAACAACAUUAUCAAGUGGAAUAGCACUGACUCGGCUGGCUGGUGGGAAUUCUGCCCUUGCUCUUGCAAUGACAGUUAUAUCAAAUCUUUUAGGAAUUUUAAUUAUUCCGUUUUCCAUCUCAAAAUUCAUAGCUUCUGGAGUCGGUGUAUCUGUUCCGACUGAGCAGUUGUUCAGAAGCCUGAUUCUCACACUUCUUGUUCCUCUCAUUUUAGGAAAGGCCCUUCGAGAGUCAUGUAAAGGUGUGGCAAAUUUUGCUGAUCAAAAUCGUAAACUUUUGUCUGUGAUGAGUGCAGUUUUUCUCAGUCUAGUCCCUUGGAUACAAGUUAGCAGAUCAAGAUCACUGCUUUUAAUGGUCAAACCAGCAGUAUUUUUUCUAGCUGUUUGGAUGGGAGUGCUUCUGCAUGCUCUCCUGCUAGUGUUUAAUGGUCUUGCUAUCCAUAUCCUCUCAACAAUUUGUGGUGGCAGCAAGUCAGCUUUUGCAAAGAAAGAAAAUACCUCUGCUCUUCUACUCGUUGCAAGCCAGAAAACCUUGCCUGUGAUGGUAGCCGUUAUAGAGCAGCUCGGUGGUGCUUUUGGCGAAUCCGGUUUGCUGGUUCUGCCCUGUGUUGCAGCCCAUCUGAACCAGAUUGUUGUCGACUCCUUUUUAGUGAGCUUCUGGCUCCAAAAAGAGCACGCGUUUGACUCUGCCAAGGCUGCCUGAGAACCCAAUAAAGAAAAGGCAUCAAGGGUGUAAUCGAAGCUGCAGACAUGCAAAAGGGCAUCACAUUAAUUGUCACAGAUGCGUACGAAGGACCCAGAUUUUGUGUUUAGCAAGAAAAACUCCCAUUCUUCUCCGGCCACAGCAUUGUGGUCUAAUCUGAUUUAUUGGCACCUCUUCUUGGGAUGGCCUUUAACUUGUCAAUGCAGAAGUUACAGUCUGAUGUAACUAUGAAUCGAUCUUUGUAGUUAUUAAUUAAUUUAUUUUUUUUCAUUGUACUACUAGUUCAGAAGUUAUCCAACUAAUAAAGAGGAGGCACUUGUAUCGAUUAUUCUUAAGGGGAAAAAAA
This is a messenger RNA of Coffea arabica (coffee), 1814 nucleotides long. RefSeq names its product probable sodium/metabolite cotransporter BASS4, chloroplastic. Lineage: Eukaryota; Viridiplantae; Streptophyta; Magnoliopsida; Gentianales; Rubiaceae. The record is from RefSeq and is a predicted model, not a curated record. Gene Ontology annotation, cellular component: chloroplast envelope.